This is a messenger RNA of Pseudophryne corroboree (corroboree frog), 1432 nucleotides long. Its product is annotated as leukocyte elastase inhibitor-like. The transcript has 8 exons. The coding region runs from base 119 to 1270 and encodes 383 amino acids. The record is from RefSeq and is a predicted model, not a curated record. Lineage: Eukaryota; Metazoa; Chordata; Amphibia; Anura; Myobatrachidae. Gene Ontology annotation, molecular function: serine-type endopeptidase inhibitor activity.
UUCAGGAAUUGUUCGUUACUUACGUUAGUUGAUGAAGAAAGUUUUGUUUAUAUAUGGGUGUAACUGCAAAGAGUUACAGUCGUGAAGAAUCAACAAUAUCAGGUCUGCAUACAGCAAUAUGGAAGCCUUAACUACAUCAUUGAAUAAGUUUGGUGUGAACCUUUACAAGGACCUAUCUGAAGCCAAUGAUCAAAAUAUUUUCUUCUCUCCUUUGAGCAUUUCUUCUGCCCUGAGCAUGGUUUUUCUUGGUGCAAGGGGCGACACUGAAAAGCAGAUGGCUGAAGUUUUAAACUUCAAGACAUCUACAGGUGCACAGAAUCCAGAUGCUGCAGACAUACAAGUUUUAGAAGAAUUGUCUUCACAAAUCAAUCAACCCAACAGUAAAUACAACUUGAAAAUAGCUAACGAGCUCUACUCUCAAAAGAGCUUUUGCAUUCUUGUGCCUUACACAGACCAACUGAAUAAAUCUUUUAAUGCUAAAGUACAAUCUAUGGAUUUCUCCAAAGAUGCAGAAAAUUCUAGAAAGGAAAUUAACAGCUCGGUGGAAUCGCAGACAGAGGGGAAAAUAAAGGACAUUUUGGCUCCAGGUUCCAUUGACGCACAAACUCGGCUAGUCUUGGUAAAUGCAAUUUACUUUAAAGGCAACUGGGAAAAAAAAUUUCCAGAAGAAAAUACAGAGCAAAAACCAUUUAGAAUGAGUAAGACACAAAGUAAACAAGUCCCAAUGAUGUUCCAGAGGAAUACAUUUAAUAUGUUUUAUAUUGAGGAGCUUAGGACAAAAGUGUUGGAAAUGCCUUAUGUUGGCAAUGAAGUGAGCACGAUAAUACUACUGCCAGAUGCCAUAGAAGACAACUCCACUGGACUAGAACAGCUAGAAGCAGUGAUCAACUAUGAAAAGCUGAGUGAGUGGAUCGAAGCAAUGGAGAAAACGAAGGUGGAGAUAGAAUUUCCACGCAUUCAUCUUGAGGAGAACUAUGACUUGAAGACACCCCUGAUCAAAAUGGGGAUGGCUGACCUUUUUAAUGCAGAUAAAGCAGAUCUCAAAGGGAUGUCAGACACAGAAAAACUCUAUUUGUCACACAUUCUUCACAAAGCCUUUGUGGAAAUUAAUGAAGAAGGAACAGAAGCUGCAGCAGCUACUGCUGGUGUAAUAACCGCUAAACGGUCUACCAAAGCGGUGAAAUUUAAUGCAGAUCACCCUUUCAUUAUUAUGAUGAAGCAUAAUAAGUCAAACACCCUUCUGUUUAUGGGAAAAUAUGUAUCCCCAUAGAAUAUUUCAACAUAGAGAACAACAGCAAAGAUCACUACUAUUCUACCACUAUAUCAUUAUUCUGGCACCAUAUUUUUGUUAUUAUUACUUUGUGCUUAAGUAUAUACUUUUUACUAUUAACACGCUGUUCUUUUAAUAAAAAUACAUACCCUUUCCUGCUAA